Messenger RNA from Rhodamnia argentea, 1708 nucleotides. Its product is annotated as B3 domain-containing protein At2g35310-like. NCBI's taxonomy places the organism in Eukaryota, Viridiplantae, Streptophyta, Magnoliopsida, Myrtales, Myrtaceae. The transcript has 4 exons. Bases 93 to 911 code for a protein of 272 amino acids. Gene Ontology annotation, molecular function: DNA binding. The record is from RefSeq and is a predicted model, not a curated record.
UGUGGAAAUCCGACUUUAAUAAAGUUUGCCAACGAGGGGGUCUCCUCCAUUAUUGCAGUGGAAACGAAGAGAGCUCGGCGAGGAAGAGCAAGAUGAGUCGGGUUCAGGACGAGAGAGACAGCUUCUGCAAGUUGAUCCUCCAAAGGGAACCUGUGCAACACCUGAGAAUUCCGCCAGAGUUUUCGAGGCUCUAUUAUCAUGAACUUCCUGAUGCAGUGAUCUUUAAGGGCCCAUCAGGCAACGAAUGGCCUGCCACGUUACAUAAGGACAUUGAUCUCGUGUACGUACGGGAUGAUGGAUGGCGGAAUUUUUUCAGAGACAACGAUCUAGGAAACGGUGAGUUCUUGACUUUCCAGUAUGAUGGGAAGAAUUGCUUCAAAGUGCAGGUUUUUGAUCCCACUGGAGUGGAGAGACUUAAUGUUGCCGGUGCUAAAAGCACGGGAACUAAGAAUCCUAGGGGGCGUAGACCAAGAGGCAGACCCCGAAAGCAUCCCAUUGGCUCCCGCAUUCUCCCUCUGUCAAAAUCUUCCAACUCUCAGGGCAAGCAUAAUCCUGAACUUGAGCAAAACAAGCUGGAGAAAAUCCAAGUGGAGGAAAGCCUGAGCAAGUUAAAUGAAGAAGAAAUGGACCUUCCUGAUGUUAGGAUGAGUUUGGAGCCCAACAAAAGCAAAAACAAAAACAAGGAAAGGCAGGUCAAAGCUGGAAAACUUGCUCCACGUUUCCUGGUUUGCAAAUCGAGAUUCCUCGGUCGCUCUUUAGAGAAGAAUGCUUCUAGUUCGGAGGAAAAUGCAAGGGUGGGAGCAGUAAAAAAGACUUUUACUUCGGAUUUUCCCUUCUUCAUGAGUUAUAUGAGAAGGUCCAUUGUGGAGAAAGAGAAAUGGCUGCCUGUUCCGCCAAAGUUUGCUAAAUAACAGUUCCCCUGGCAAAGGGCGAAAAUUAUCUUGCUGAAUGCGGAAGGUAAAACUUGGGAAGUCACCUGCCUUUGCAACUCGAAGAGACAUUACUUUUCUGGAGGGUGGCCAGCCUUUCUUCAUGACAAAGAGCUGAAGAUUGGAGAUGUGUGCAUCUUCGAGCUUCUCGACAAAAAGGAAGUCCGAACCCACAUUUACCGUUCGCCAGGAAAUUCGGCCAUCUGAAUGAAGAUGUGGCCAGUAACAUUACCAGCCUACUGUAUUCCCUGUGGUCUGUCUACAAUAGUAUAUUGUGAUAGUGUGCGACCUGGUAGUAGUUUUCUUAAUAUUCAUUGGUAGCUGAGUGGUAGUUGCUUCUACCAUUGACUAUGGAGUUAGUAACUUUCCAACCAAAAUCGAGUAUUUCUAUGGUCAUUAGACCAUAGAAAGAUCUUGCUGUUGCACUGCUAACUGGAAUCAUUGUACUCUCUUACGAUGUAGUUUUAAGCUGGUGAUGACCUGAACAUUAAUUUGGGUUUAUAAUUCUGGCAAGUUUUGAUCCCCUUCGGUUUGUAGUGGCAUAUGCGAUGCUUGACUAUGACUCAGGCUUCGGUGUUUAGUCUUAAUAUUCAUCCUGCUGACAAUUUUCUGGCUACCAGCAUACACCGGCCCGGGAAAGUCUUAUCUCCAGCUAGAUCGGCGCCAAGGUAGUUAAAAUUUCCGGCUAAACGGAUGCAUGGAUAAGUGCUUCCAGAUGAUAGACGGAUUUUUCUAUUGUGAUGCAUGACUUAGACUUAAAGUUUACACAAUUACAACUC